CAGAUGCAGAAGUCACUGCAUUUUCCGGCAAGCCAAGGGUUGUCUGCAUCUCAAGAGUGGGGUCAGCAAGAGAAACUCUACGGCUAUGGGAGUGCCUGCGUUCACCUCUUUUCCGAGCCCACCUGUUCUGGGGAAGCUCAAAAGAAACAUGAUGCCCUGGGCUUUACAGAAGAAACGAGAAAUCCACAUGGCCAAGGCCCAUCGGAGACGAGCUGCGAGGUCUGCUCUCCCCAUGAGACUCACCAGCUGCAUCUUCCAGAGGCCGGUGACGAGGAUCAGGUCUCAUCCUGACAACCAGGUCAGACGCAGAAAAGGGGAUGAGCACCUGGAGAAGCCGCAGCAACUCUGCGCCUACCGGAGACUGCAGGCCCUGCAGCCCUGCAGCAGCCAAGGAGAAGGUUCAAGUCCACUGCAUUUGGAGAGCGUCUUAAGUAUCCUUGCAGCGGGGACGGCCAGUGAAUCUCUGGACAGAGCUGGUGCUGAGCGUGUCCACAGCCCGCUUGAGCCCACCCCUGGGCAGUUUCCAGCUGUGGCAGGGGGGCCAACCCCAGGAAUGGGUUGUCAGCUCCCACCGCCCCUCUCUGGCCAAUUGGUGACUCCUGCAGAUAUCCGGAGACAGGCCAGGAGGGUGAAGAAAGCCAGGGAGAGACUGGCCAAGGCCUUGCAGGCAGACAGGCUGGCCAGGCGGGCAGAAAUGCUGACAUGUAGAUGAAGCGCAGUCCUGGGCUUUCGGUCCCUUUCUUUUAAUGCCCAUCCUCAU
Molecule: messenger RNA, 760 nt
Organism: Pan troglodytes (chimpanzee)
Lineage: Eukaryota; Metazoa; Chordata; Mammalia; Primates; Hominidae
Product: putative methyl-CpG-binding domain protein 3-like 3
Exons: 2
Coding region: 86-712 (208 amino acids)
Source: RefSeq, a predicted model, not a curated record